ACAUGUAAAAUAAUUAAAUAAGUAGGGCGCACUGGGGCGCAUUGCGGCUCAAUGGUUGAAACGUAUGCUAAUUAUGAAUUAACCAAUGAAAUACCUUCAUUUGCCAUAUAUUAUUCAAAUAAAGCACUUUCCAAUCAGAGGUCUUUCCAUAAAUCUGUGAAAAAUUCAAGUGACCAGAACAAGGAAUAUUCAUCCAACUCACAAACGUUCUCUCGCGCGCUUCGUUGAGAGUAACGUCUGUUUACAGGCUACCUUGGCCAGGAUAAAGUGAGAAAUGAGGAUGGAAUUGGAAAGAGUAGGCCUUUUAUACAGAUCAUGCUGAAGUAAGAUGUAAGGGAGGGGGUGGAGCAGAGGUGUAACUAAUUAACACUUGCACGGGGCAAGUGUAUAUCAUAACCUGCAAGUAAACAUUUUAUCCUGCUUACCCGAUUGCCUUGCCACAAAAUGCUUGGAAUCUUCAAGUUUAUCUUUUCAUUGUCAGAUAAACUUUUUAUAGCGCAUGUACUUGAUUCAAAUUUUGUUUUUUGUUGGCCAACACUAGAUAUGAGGCAGUAUAACGUAGCCAUAUAGAGCAGUGGGAGAGCGGAUGGACUUGUUGUUUCCUUAAUUUAUACCUCCUACCAAGGUAUCCCAGUGGCCAUUGCCUGAUGGCAAGUGAAUUUUGUUCAGGGCAACUAAUUGUUGUAUCCAACAUGCCCUGAGGGCAAGUGGUCAAAAAAGUAAAGUUACACCACUGUAUUAGGAAUGAAAUGAGGAGUGAUGGUAUUUCUGUGGGAUACGAUCGAUAUGAGACUCAAACAAAAAUGUUAUCUAUCUCUGGUCAUGAAUGCUGAUUCACUAUAUCUGCAAUUGUAUGGCUUGAAUCUCUCAACAGUGCUGCAAGAUAGACUUACCUUGUAUAUGUUUCAACACAUAUAACAUCCCAGUUUAUAUGAAUUUUAGACCAUUUUAGAAAGUUUUUAGACCACAACUUUGCUGGCAGUGUACUAGCUAAGCAUACUUUGACAAUAAUAACAUAUUUUGGAAGACUGAUUGGUUACAAUCUCUUCCUAGAUUUACCAGUGAUGCUAGUCGAAGUAUUGAUGGAGAAGCGUGUAGUUGAAAGGCUGUAUGAACUGUCAAAGAAUAUGGUGCCAAACUGGUUCAAUUCAUUCUGAUUCACCAAGCGCAUUUGGUUCUUUAAAACAACCUCUGUACACGUGUUCUCUGCAAGACCCCCUCAGGGUUUACCUUUUGCAGGUGGGUAUAAAGAGGAAAUUAAUUAAAGCUAAUCAAACUGGUCUUCACCCUCAGACCCCAAGUGUUUCUUCAAGCCCUCAACCCCAACAAACCCAACCACAACUCUAAACCGAACUACAACUCCAAAUCCGACCACAGCUCCGAACCCGACCACAACUGGAAACUCGACCACAACUCCAAACCUGACCACAAUUCCUAAAUAUAAAACCUCAUUUGGUAUUAUUACCACACCAGCUGAUGAAACGCCAGAAAACAACACACAGUCCACACAGAAUAGAAGCACACCUGAUGCCCAACAAGAGGAAAUAAAAAAAGAAAUGCGAGUAAGUAUUAUUUUUAAACUCAAAUAUCAUGUGCUUAUAGUUCUGAAGUACAUUCAGGGUUCCUCAAUCAACCAAAACUGUCAAAUUAUAUAGGUUUUAAAUCAAGCACUUAUAACUAUUUCCAGGUCAGUUACUGUAUGUUUGAUUCAGGUCUUUUACUACUUUGGUCUAAUUGUGAGCUAUGUAUCAAAGCUGAUUGGAUAAUUUGUUAAUCUGGCACUUGAGAAUGUUUAACUCACUGAGCUGCAGUAAGUGCGACCUACUUAUUUUUUUACUUGUCUAACGCCAGAAGAUUUUACUCGUCAGUGGGGAAGUUCCAACCUCGUUCGCAGGGCUUUCGUGUGAGGAAGAGGGGAGAGACGAGAAAGCCCCUGGUCCGGGCCGGUCUAUCUUGCAUUCUGAUUGGCUAACGCCAUAUUGUCUAAAAAUAGAAGUACUUGACAGUUGACAAUAACAAAUUAACAUAUCAAUUCAAUCCGUAAAUACCAAUUCAACUACUGCAUGUGUAUUUUUAUGAUUGUUGUGUACGAGUAUAUUUUGCAAAAUAAUCUUUCAAGGUAAGAAGGUUUCAGUUUUGCCGACUGCAUGAUAUACUUUUGCCUCGGCCAGUUGCAAAAUUCAAAAGCCAUGUCAACGUGAAGAAAGAGAGAGAAAAAUCGAUUAGAAAACAUCGACGGUGUCUUCAGAGAUUUCAACUGAUUCGUGCCAAACUUCGCUGCACAUAAAUAAUAUCGAUUGAGAAGUGCUUGCCUGUUUUUUCGUUUGGAGGACUUGUAUAUUUCAGUUAAGAAUAUCUCGCCACUCCUUGAGGAGUAGCUGUCAAAUAUAUACAUAUUUUGGAUAGUCACGUGACCGGUCCAGACCAGGGCUUUCUCGUGUUUCCCCACGUCUUCACACGAAAGCCCUGGGAACGACGUUGGGGAAGCUCUGCAGCUUAAUGGGUUAACCAAAAAAUCUGACAAUGUUUCCAGUUAAACCCAUUGAGCUGCAAUGCGCCCAAAGUGCGCCAUAAAUGUUUUUUAUUCUUGUCUAACGCCAGACGAUUUUACUCGUCAGUGCGGAAGCUCUGCAGUUUAAUGGGUUAAUCUAAUUCAAACGAACAUGACUGGUAUGGAAAGUGUUUAUGUGUGCAUUGGUGAUAUAGUUCAUGAAUGGAUACAACUUUAUGAGAAAAUCUUGACUGUCAAGAACACAUUUCACAAUUCGUCAUAUAAAGGGCAAAAUUACUCAAAUAUGACUGGCUUAUAAUGAGGACGGCAUUUUUUGUUAAUUCAGGGCAAAGUUACUUCUACCUGAUUGGCUGAGAUGCAAGCGUGGGAAGUUUCUUGUUUUAAUAGCAAUAAAAACAAUAGCUUCUCGCUUUGUCGUCGCGGAUAAUGAUGUUCUUGAAGAAUUAAAAAUUUUAACUUCUAAUGAAAACUUAAAGUGCUUAUGUCACAAAAAUUUCUUUUUGAUAUUUGGUGGAGGACAAAAAGUUAGUUAAUAGGUUCUUUAACAUUUUUCGGUUUUCUCUUUUCAUUCGCGAGAUAUGAGGCUCUAAACAGCGAUUUUCGUAAAAUUGUCGCGUAUCAACAAGAGUCUGGGACGAGCGUGGUGUGACGUAGCUUAAGGGACUUAAUUUCGACGCGCAUUAUACAUUUGAUAUAUUUUCCAGUAUGUCAGGCAGUAGCUCGGAUUCGGAAAGCACUCACAGUUGUCAAUGUGACUCAGAAUACAAUUAUAUUAUUCCUGGAUAUAUUAUAGAGGAUGAAUCAAAUGAUACCAGUCAUGAAACAGGAGUUGUAGAAGCAGUUGAUAGGGAAAUUUUAGGCGAUUAUGAUGCAUGCCUUUAUGCCGAUGAACCGCUAGCCGGCGAAGAAUGGAACGCACAAUAUCUAAAAAAAUCAGCGGAACACAAGCAAGAAAACGAGAUGCUGCAGCGAAGAUUAGAUGGCCUUGAAGAUAUAUAUAUUAAAUCAUGGUGAGCAAUAAACAUAGAUUUAUUUUAACAUUUUAAGGUAUAAAAUAAGUAUCUCUGGCUGAUCUAUUUUUGAUACCGCAUCAGUCCACUUCCCUCACAUGUAUCUAAUUUCACAGGUGUAAUGUGGCCAUUGUGUGAUAACACAUAUACAAAAUACACACGAAGCUUGGUGCUGUCAGGAGAUGGAAUCUUGGAGGGAAGUUCUGAAGGACAACUUGGUUUUAGAAGAUGUGCCACAGCCGCCAUGCUGUAUCACCCUACACCCAGGAUUCAGACCUAUUUGUUUGGAAAAAUGGGCUCUAAGAAACCUCGCAAGAAAAUACAAGACACGCGAUCAAAGAAGAUAUAAACAGACUGGUUCAGAGCAAACGUAUGUAUUCUUGUUUCAAGCUACAGUGUUUGUUUAUUUGUAAUCACGUUUAUUUAAUACGAACAAUUGAACGAGCUCGUCUAUUUCUUAGGUUUUUACGCAGUGUUGCUACAGAGAGUUUAUCUUCAUGGUAGCCUACAUGGAUACUUGGGUGAUGAAAGGAGAGCCUUACCAGCAUGUGCAUAUAAUGCAAUCAGAUCAACAUUCAAUGAUGAAAAGGAACAAUUUAAAGGUUUUGACGACGAGACUGCUUAAAGAUGCUGUAAAGUCCGUAAUGACACUAUAAAUGUAAACAAACGCUUUGUUUACAUUUUGAUGUAUACAGUACCGACUAAAUAUCGAACACUUUUCUGGUUCGCUAUACUUGUAAAUGAACAUAAACUAGACGUUUCAAAUCAAAAAAGUUCGAAAGAUGUAAAAUUUGGGAAAUACUUAUUUCCCCAUUUGUUAUGAGCAGAACUGAUGCACAGAACGGACUUUACGCAUCUUUAACAUUUCAUAAACUUACAACUAUGAAAUAUCAAAAUUCCAGCCCCGGGGAAAUAUGGAGCAUUAGACUUUUGUAUAUACUAAUACGAGAAAAUGCUCCAUUUAUAGGAGGGGGGGGGGCAAUUAUUGCAAGCAAAUGCCCCAUGUUUCUCUAGGGUGGGUUGGACGAUGGUUUCCAAUGACAAGUACAAGACCUAUUAAUGUAAUAUAUACACUUCCUUGUCAUAAACAACCAAAGGGCAUUUAUUUAAAGUAUUGUGAAAUAUUCAUAUAUUAGGAUUUUAAAUGUUUUGAAUUCUUCAAUACUAAAAACAUACACAAAGUUUUUAAUCAAAUUUUAACAAACAGAAAUAUUAAAAUUAUAUACAUACAGUUAGAUUUAUUUACAUACAGUAGUUAUACAGUAGAAAUAUUACUUCAUAUUUUUUGGACAGUCAAGAAUGUUUUUGUGUCCUUUCAUCGGGUUCUUGCAAACGGAACAUUUGGGUUUAGACCUUGUUUGAGUCACUGCUGGAGUUGGUGGUUGAAGCUCUGUCACUGAAACAAGAUAGUAUUAUUAACUAGUCAUAUACAUGAACAAGAUGUAUUUGUCAUGCAACGUAGAUACAAAUUUUCUUUGACCUAUAUUGAAAGAAAUUCUUCUAGUCUAAUAAUCCGUAAUUUACCUAGUAAUGAAGGAGGGACAUUAGUUUAACCUGCAUCUGUCUUCUGUCCUCCCUUUUUUUUCAAUGCUUCAGACUUGGGUUGUUUUUCCAACAUAGUGUUCAUUGGAGGUGGGGUCAUAGUCUUUAACUCUUCUCGAGCAUUAUUCAAAGUCUUCGCUUUGAUGCUGCCACAAAUUGUGUCAAAUAUUUCAUCCACAUAAUUUAAAAUAAGAAUCACAGUACUGUAUACAUGUAGGAUAAUUGGAUUUCAAUAUCAAAAAUUUGGUUUUACAUGCUGCAUUAUCUUACCAAAAAUUGGCUUGACCCUAACAUCUCUGACAGUAGCCUCGCCAUUUUUUAAUUUGGGAUACACCACAUUUACUUGUGCAGUUCCAUCUUUAUUGGUUUUCGGCAGUCUUUGAAGGUUGCGAUUGAAGUGGAUUAUGGCCAGGAUGUGUCUAGUAAAUUAUAAAUAUACAUGUAUCUCUAAAUAUUAGCUAUAUACAAAACAUUGAAUUAUUUAAAUUAUACUGCACCGACUCAUGUUCCAAAUUUUAGAGAUAUUGACAUAAUUGAAUAUUUUAGUACGGUAGUUCCUAGUUACUUUAGAUUUUAAACAUUUAGAUUUUAAACUGACAAACCUAGUAGUAGAAAUUAUAUAUUGUAAAUGUUUAUUGUAAUUUAGCUUGUGUAUUUAGGCUGCAAUGAUGAAUUGUAAUAACAUAUUUAUCUAUCUGUACCAGUUACUUGUAUUGAAUGAUGGGAAUUCACUCACAACAUUGCUUGGCAGUAGUUACGACUGUGGGAGAGUGAGUCAGAUACAAUUUGACCAUUAGUGAAGUUACACGUUACCUGCAAUAUGUACAUUCCAGGGAUUGAGUAGUGGAUCAUCUGUGGGGAGAAGUGAUUAAGCACAGAGUGAAAUCCCUCCAGACAGCUGGUUUGGGAUAUCGGGGAAGCCUGCUUGAUUGCGUUCACAAGCCGCGUCUUUGUAAGCUGAUAGCAUACUUUUUCAUGAGCAACAGAGCCUGGAAGAUAAUAAUGCCAUACUUGUGUUUUUGUGAAUUGGGGAGGUGCUUACAUUGGGUUUAAAGAGGGAGGGUAUUCUUUCAUUGGAGAUAUUACAGUACUUAGGUGGCUAGCUUGGGCAUCAGUAACCCAUUAAGUUGCAUUGUACUCCUGAUGCGCCCUACUUUAUUAUUUUACUCUGUCUAAUACCCAACGAUUUCACUCGUCAAGCGGAGAGCGCUGAUGCUUAUAGACGGAAACAUACCUUCAAAUAGAUACUCCCGGGGAGAAAUAUCUGGCCCAUGAGCACAUUUUGAAAACAGUGGGUCAUCUAAACUGUCAUGCUUGUUCACUAUGUGGCUAA
Paramuricea clavata is the source of this 6397-nucleotide messenger RNA. The record is from the annotation of a GenBank genome assembly. Lineage: Eukaryota; Metazoa; Cnidaria; Anthozoa; Malacalcyonacea; Plexauridae.